GAGAAUCAACUUUCGUCUCUCGCCUUGCCGCGACCGGACGAGGGUCCCCAAAAGGCAGUCUCUUUGCAGAAAAACUGCAAAAAUGAAACUCAUGGCAAGGAAACCUGUUACAGACAAGCUCCCUGAACAUGAAUCGACCCCGGGGGAACAACUGGAGGGAUCAGGUGACGGGGGGGGGAGCACGGGCCCGAGUCACGACGGGAGAAGAGAUGGCGGAGGCUCUAGUGGUAGGGCUGCCGACCACUAUAGGAGAGGUGAUGGUGGACGAGAUAGUGUUGGGGCUACCAGGCACCUCUACAGACUUGGCAAAGGGGCCAACCCCACAAACGCAUUUGGAAGAGAUUACCCCACCCCCACACGGGCAGGCCACUGAAACCAUAGCCACAUCCACAGAGCACACGACAGGAAGCGGGGGACAGGUUGGUGAAGUUGCGCCAAUACCAGGGACGGUGGUACGGAGGUCAGCCACUUUAACAGUUGCAGCCGUGGGGGAUGCCCCGCAAUCUCAGUCAGAAGAAAAUCUAAACGGAAAGAGAGGAGGAGAGGCGCAAAUUCCAGAGAUUGUGGUACGGCGGUCGGCUACCGACUUCUUCUUUCCCGCCUUUGCAUUCAUCGAGGUCGCUGUUGCCCUUGUCGUUGACUCAGACUGUCCACCACUAACAUCCUUUCGUUUGUCGGAAGAGGGAGCCGCCCCUGCAUCUGGGAAAGCAGUAGAAGAUGUGGCAGUUGUGGACGACUUGGCAGCAGAUGCGGUGACAGCGGCUGAUGAGGCAGCAGAUGAUGACAUAGCAGCAAAUGGAUUGGCAGCAGAUGACGUGGCAGCUGACGACGUAGCAGCAAAAUUUAAUGGCGUAGUAGCAAAUGGCUUGGUAGCAAAUGGACUGCCAGCAGAUGAAGUAGCAGAAGAUGACGUCGCAGCAGAUGACAUAGCAGCAAAAUGGCUUGGCAGCAAAUGGUACCGGUAAGGGCAUCUCAAAAAUUUUCCUGCUGGCUUUUAACGGCCGUCCGGUAGGGGCAUCCCGCAAAUUUGGGACCGGUACGGGGAGGUAGUGUAGGAAAGGAGAGGCCCACCGAGGUAGCAAAAAAAGACAAAGGUAGUACCUUUGGGUAGGCCUAGUUAUAGCCUUAAAGGCCUAGUAGACUGAGAGAUAGGUAUCGGCCCAGUGAGGCCUGAGUCUAGAGCCUUCGAAAGGAAGGUAUAAGGCUGCAAUGAUGUACCUGCUGAAACGGGCAGGGGAACUGGUAGGCCAAGAGGCUGAGUAGCUGGAAAGUCAUGUGAGGGAGUUCAGCUGUCGGUAUAUGAAGAAUGGCGGUGAUGGACUCAGCCCCAUUCUCUAAGUAGCAAGUCGUGAGGCUGCUCGUGCGCUCACCAGUCUGGUGAGCGCUGAGUGAAGGAAGAAAGCGGACCAUGGCUCCCACCUCGGUUAUGGUGGAGAAGACCAAAGUGGAGGUGGAGGAAGACACGGCUAUAGAGGAGUAGUGAGGAAGAAGGAGGAAGAAUGAAGGAGGAGGAGAAAGAAGGAUUCUUCUUUCUCCUCCUCCUUCAUUCUUCCUCCUUCUUCCUCACUACUCCUCUAUAGAGGGAGUUCAGCUGUCGGUAUAUGAAGAACGGCGGUGAUGGACUCAGCCCCAUUCUCUAAGUAGCAAGUCGUGAGGCUGCUCGUGCGCUCACCAGUCUGGUGAGCGCUGAGUGAACUAAGAAAGCAGACCAUGGCUCCCACCUCGGUUAUGGUGGAGAAGACCAAGUUGGAGGUGGAGGAAGACAUGGCUAUAGAGGAGUAGUGAGGAAGAAGGAGGAAGAAUGAAGGAGGAGGAGAAAGAAGGAUUCAGACGAAGUCGGAGGAAGAAGAAGAAGGAGGAGAGUGAAGGAAGGAACUUACCUUGGCUAUGGUGGACUGCAUCUUCAUCUUCUUGGUUGACGCUGCACCUGGACGGCCCUUCGCUAGGGUUAUACUUUAAGGGAAAACUCAUGGGGUGAAACAUGGCAUGGUGGCCAUAGCGGGAGAGGCAUAGUAGCCUUGCAUCAUCCUUUGAACAUCGGAGCUGGGCUCCG
Messenger RNA from Chara braunii, 2053 nucleotides. NCBI's taxonomy places the organism in Eukaryota, Viridiplantae, Streptophyta, Charophyceae, Charales, Characeae. The record is from the annotation of a GenBank genome assembly.